Anopheles cruzii is the source of this 3082-nucleotide messenger RNA. RefSeq names its product methionine--tRNA ligase, cytoplasmic (gene MetRS). Gene Ontology annotation, cellular component: cytosol; aminoacyl-tRNA synthetase multienzyme complex. The coding region runs from base 49 to 3006 and encodes 985 amino acids. The record is from RefSeq and is a predicted model, not a curated record. Lineage: Eukaryota; Metazoa; Arthropoda; Insecta; Diptera; Culicidae. Gene Ontology annotation, biological process: methionyl-tRNA aminoacylation. The transcript has 4 exons. Gene Ontology annotation, molecular function: ATP binding; methionine-tRNA ligase activity.
CAUCAGCCGCAAAAAGGAGAAUUUUGCGCAUUGUUAACGCGUCAAACCAUGAUCAUCUACACCAACACCGGCAAUCCACUCGUGUUGAAGCUGCUGAUAUGUGCCAAUUUGGCAAAACUUGAGGUGCAGGUCAAACAGGUUACGCUUAAUGAUCCCGCCCUGGGUGACAUGAAGCAUCUACCGCUCCUGGAGCUGGACAGCGGUGUUAAGUUGUUUUCGACCGAUGUCGCCGUCAAGUACAUUCUUUCGAACGAGGAGGCGUCGGCCACCGUGGUGCAGCGAGACGAGUGGCUAGAAUGGUCCUCGAAACGACUGGCGCCGGCCUUAACCCACAAUAUGGACGUCGGUACACGGGCGGAUCCGAACACGAAACCGAUUCUCAACACACUGGUUAAGAUGCUGGAUGACUGUCUGAGCCGAAGCGCUUUUCUAACGGGCGACCAAAUUACCAGCGCCGAUGUGGCCGUCUGGAGCCUUCUAGCGCCGGAUGGCACCCUUAAGGGUGCGGUCAACAUUGACAAUCUGCUCCGCUGGUACCACCAAAUAGCGGCUAUGCCCGAAGUGCAGGCGGCCCUCGCUGUUCUGUCCCUGAAAGAGGCAAGCUUUGGCUCGCUGCAGGGCAGCAAUCGGUUCGGCGGAUUGCACCAUAUCGUGCUGAACCCGGAGAUAGCCGACUUCGAAGGUGAGCUACUGGCGGAGACGGGCGCCAACAUUGCCGAAACGGUCCAGCGCGACGAGAUUGAGGCCGCCCGGGCGGCCUUUGCCGACGUCGACGAACGGGCCAUUCGCGAUGAGCCACGCAUUGUGUUACCGAAGGCGGGUCAGAAAAAUAAUCUCGUUACGUCCGCCCUGCCGUACGUCAACAAUGUGCCGCACCUGGGCAACAUCGUCGGCUGCGUGCUGUCGGCGGAUAUGUUCGCGCGCUACUCGCGGCUCUGCGGCUACAACACGCUGUACAUCGGCGGUACGGAUGAGUACGGAACGGCCACCGAGACGAAGGCACUGGCCGAGAAGCUAACGCCACGGCAGGUCUGCGACAAGUACUUUGACGUGCACAACUCCAUCUACCGCUGGUUCGGGAUCGGAUUCGAUUACUUUGGCCGCACCACGACCACCGAGCAGACGCAGAUCGUACAGGGCCUCUUCAAGGAACUGUACGCCAAAGGGUUCAUCGAAACGCGGUCGGUCGACCAGCUGCUGUGUCAAAAGUGUGAUCGCUAUCUGGCCGACCGGUUCGUCGAAGGAACUUGCCCGCAUCCCGGGUGCGGUUACGAAGACGCACGCGGCGACCAGUGCGACAAGUGCGGUAAAUUGGUGAACGCAAUCGACCUGCUGCGGCCACGAUGCAAAAUGUGCAACUCUUCGCCGAUCAUUCGCGAGUCGAGUCAGUUCUUCCUCGACCUGCCGAAGAUUGAGCCGUCGCUGCGCGAAUGGGUUGACAAAGUCGAAUCGGGCUGGACGCACAAUGCGCGGGUCAUUACGCGUGCCUGGCUGAAGGAGGGUCUCCGAUCGCGGUGCAUUACGCGCGACCUCAAGUGGGGCAUUCCGGUGCCCCUCGAAGGGUACGAAAGCAAGGUGUUUUACGUGUGGUUCGACGCACCGAUCGGAUACAUUUCGAUCACGAGCCGGUACUGCAAGGAGUGGCAACGGUGGUGGCAACCGGACACGGGCGUUAAGGUGGACCUGUAUCAGUUCAUGGCGAAGGACAAUGUGCCGUUCCAUUCGGUCAUGUUUCCCGCUUCGCUGCUGGGCGUGAACCAGGGACACACGCUCGUGUCGCACAUCAUGGCCACGGAGUACCUCAACUACGAGGACGGCAAGUUUAGCAAGAGCCGUGGCAUCGGCGUGUUCGGCAACGACGCGCAGGACACGGGCAUCCCGGCCGACGUCUGGCGCUUCUACCUGGCGGCGUGCCGACCCGAGGGCCAAGAUUCGUCGUUCAGUUGGAACGAUCUGCAGGCACGGAACAAUAACGAACUGUUGAAAAAUCUGGGCAACUUUGCCAAUCGGGCGCUGGUGUUCUGCGAAAAGUUCUUCGAUUCCGUCAUCCCGACGAUGAAUCUCACCGAGGAGGACUACACGCUCCUGGCGCUGGCUAACCGCGAACUGAAGGGCUACGUGCAGCAGAUGGAGAAGGCCCGAAUGCGGGACGGCAUUCGGCAUAUGCUCCAAAUUUCUCGCUACGGCAACCAGUUCAUGCAAAACGAAGAACCAUGGGUAAAGGUGAAGGGUACGGACGAUCAGAAGGCACGGGCCGGAACCGUGAUUGGACUUUGCUGCAAUUUUGUUUGCUUACUGGCAACGCUAAUCUUUCCGUUCAUGCCCUCGACGGCCCGCAAUCUGUAUGGCCAGCUGAACGUGCGUGGAGGACACAUCAAUUCCGACAAACCACUGCUUCGCACGAGCCUACCAAGUGGCCAUCGUAUCGGGAAACCGGUCGUGUUGUUUUCCAAAAUCGAAGAUUCUCGUCUCGCCGAGCUGAAGACAAAGUAUGGCGGACAGCAGCCGACGAAAGAACCCGCCACAGGAACCAAAAACCCGCCACGGCAGCAGCAGAAGCAGGCAGGAAGCCUUUCUUUAAAAGACGCUCAAAAAGCGGUGGACGAGCAAGGGGCAAAGGUGCACAAGAUCAAAUCCAGCGGUGCCGAUCGGUCCGCCUGGCAGCCGGAAGUAAACCUCCUGGAGGAGCUCAAGGAACAGCUCAAGGCACUGAGCCAACCACGUACUUCGGAAAGCGGCACGAAGGUGCCAAAAGAACCGCAGCCAGCCGUUGAGACGGCCUGCGAUCCUCUGGCAGUUCAGGACCUCGAGAAAGAGAUUGCCCUGCAGGGCGACAAGGUGCGCCAGCUCAAGUCCAGCAGUUCGGAUAAGACUGUCUGGCAGCCGGAACUUUCGGUGCUACUGUCCCUGAGAAAGAAGCUGAACAGCCUUACCGGAUCGACCCCGGCUGCUGCUGCUGCGGCGAAAAAGCCGUCGGGAGGCAGAAAACAGGGAGUUAAAAAGUAAGCCACAAGAAUAAUGGCAGCUGUCAGCUGGAAUAAUAGCUCAGUUCCGGCCAACAAUGGAAAUAAACAUUACUUUA